AUGUGUGUACAUAUAUAUAUAUAUAUACAUAUAUACAUAACAUGCAGAUAUGAAUGCUGUCUAUACCCCCAUGCCUCCAAGACUUCACCUUCCAUUUGGAUCAUUUUGGCAUUUGGUCCUAGGUUCCACCUGGACCUUUCCUUAUGCAUCAAUCUGUCGGACAUUGCUCACCUGGGCAACAGCGUGCGCAUCUUGCUGGAGGGACCCCUCCGCAGCUCUGAGGACGUCCCCGGCAGCUUCUCCUUGAAGUUGGAUAAGUCGGGUGUGCGCAUCAACCGGGAGAAGGUGGUGGGCUAUGACAGCGCGGGUGCAUUUGUAAAGGCCCUGGGUAUCAGGGCGCUCUCAGAUCCGGAGGAUGCUGAGGGACCUCCCGUGGAAAAAGAACGUCCAUGCGUGUGGCUCACCCAUUUGCAGGAGAUGGCCAUUAAGCGCAGCUUCAAAGUCCCAUUGGGCUGCCAAGGGAUGCACAAGGGAUGUCCCAGGCUCUACUGAACCGGUCCAGGUCGGUCCCAGUUGGGAAACUGCUUGAAACAUUGUGCCAAAGAUGGGAAGAUGAACAGAUUUGGAAUCAAUAUGAAUCAAUAUCGGGGAGGAGAAGCCAACAAAAUAUCUUCCGCCGGCAAUUAGCUGAUAUCACGUGAACACGUGAGCUUUUGCUAAUUUUUGAGGCGCCGGUGCCAGAUUGUGUGCUGGGUGUUUCUGUCAGUUGGAGCUACAGUCAGCUACAGCAAUGACCCCC
Molecule: messenger RNA, 739 nt
Organism: Cladocopium goreaui
Lineage: Eukaryota; Dinophyceae; Suessiales; Symbiodiniaceae
Source: the annotation of a GenBank genome assembly